GCAGUCCAGCCCGAGGGCCUCUCCAUCCUCCAGCCACGCAGGAGGCCGAACCUGGGCGCGAGGCACAGGCGGCGUCGCCUCCCGCUCCUGGUCCGGCACUUGGGCCGGGGCAGCGGAGGCCGCACAACGACUUUAUUCACUGCACGCCGGCGGCCGUCAGGCUGCACCAGGAACCACCCCCCAUCCCUGGGCCUGAGCGCGUGCGCCGCGAGGACCCAGCAGCACCCAGGCCUGGUUUUCUCGGGGGGCGGGCUGGUGCCCCACGAUGGACGUGUCCCCUGAGUGCACACAGCAGGGCAGGGGGCUGGUGCUGGUUCGCCGGCGGCCCCCUGCACCCCCAGACCUGCGAGAGGCUCUGAAGGCCCGGCUGCGGCGGAGCUGUGCAUGCAGCGUGCAGGGGGCCUGGGCGCUGCUGCAGGACUUGCUCCCCGCCACGCGCUGGCUCCGCCAGUACCAGCCUCGGGAGGACCUGGCGGGUGACGUCAUAUCUGGGCUGGUCAUCGGCAUCAUCCUGGUGCCUCAGGCCAUCGCCUACUCACUGCUGGCCGGGCUGCAGCCCAUCUACAGCCUCUACACGUCCUUCUUUGCAAACCUCAUCUACUUCCUCAUGGGCACCUCGCGUCACAUCUCCGUGGGUAUCUUCAGCCUGCUCUGCCUCAUGGUGGGCCAAGUGGUGGAUCGCGAGCUCCUGCUGGCCGGCUUCGACCCCGCCCAGGACGGCCCGGGGCCCGGGGCCAACCGCAGCGCCCUCAAUGCCUCGGCCACCAUGCUGGCGCUUGGGCUACAGGACUGCAGCCGGGACUGCUACGCCAUCCGCGUGGCCACCGCCCUCACGCUGCUGGCCGGGAUUUACCAGGUCCUCAUGGGCGUCCUCGGGCUGGGCUUCGUGUCCGCCUACCUCUCGCAGCCGCUGCUGGACGGCUUCGCCAUGGGGGCCUCAGUGACCAUCCUGACCUCCCAGCUCCGACACCUGCUGGGCGUGCGGGUCCCGCGGCAUCAGGGGCUGGGCCUGGUGGUCAGCACAUGGCUGAGCCUGCUGCGCAGUGCCGGGCAGGCCAACCUGUGCGACGUGCUCACCAGUGCCGCAUGCCUGGCCGUGCUGCUGGCGGCCAAGGAGCUCUCGGACCGCUACCGGCACCACUUGAAGGUGCCGCUGCCCGCAGAACUGCUGGUCAUCGGGGCGGCCACGCUCGUGUCCCACUUCGGGCAGUUCCACGAGCGCUUCGGCUCCAGCGUGGCUGGCGACAUCCCCACUGGCUUCAUGGCCCCGCAUGUGCCAGAGCCGGGGCUGGUGUGGCGCGUGGCGCUGGACGCCGCAUCCCUGGCCCUCGUGAGUUCCGCCUUCUCCAUCUCGCUGGCGGAGAUGUUCGCCCGCAGCCAUGGCUACUCUGUGCGCGCCAACCAGGAGCUGCUGGCUGUGGGCUGCUGCAAUGUGCUGCCUGCCUUCUUCCACUGUUUUGCCACCAGCGCCGCCCUGGCCAAGAGCCUGGUGAAGACAGCCACCGGCUGCCGCACGCAGCUGUCCAGCGCGGUCAGCGCCGCCGUGGUGCUGCUGGUGGUGCUGGCGCUAGCGCCCCUGUUCCGGGACCUGCAGCGGAGCGUGCUGGCCUGCAUCAUCAUCGUCAGCCUGCGUGGGGCCCUGCGCAAGGUGCGGGACGUCCCGCGGCUAUGGCGGCUCAGCCCUGCCGAUGCUCUGGUCUGGGUGGCCACGGCGGCCACCUGCGUGCUGGUCAGCACUGAGGCCGGGCUCCUGGCCGGCAUUCUCCUCUCACUGCUCAGCCUGGCCGGCCGCACACGGCACCCACGCGCUGCCCUGCUCGCCCGCGCCGGGGAUUCCAGCUUCUAUGGGGACCCAGCAGAAUUUGAGGGCCUGGUCCCUGAGCCUGGUGUGCAGGUGUUCCGCUUCACGGGGCCCCUCUACUAUGCCAAUAAGGACUUCUUCCUGCGGUCACUCUACAGCCUCACCGGGCUGAACGCGGGGUAUGCAGCCGCCAGGAGGAAGGAGCGGGGCCCAGGGGUGGGGGCUGGCGAGGGAGAGCCUGUCGAAGGCAGGGACCUGGGUCCCGGGAGCAGCACAGCUGCGCUGGUGCCCUCGGCGACCUGCUUCCACGCAGUGGUCAUUGACUGUGCCCCGCUGCUGUUCCUGGACGCAGCCGGCCUGGCCACACUGCAGGACCUGCGCCGAGACUACGGGGCCUUGGGCAUCACCCUGCUCCUGGCCUGCUGCAGCCCCUCGGUAAGGGACACCCUGAGGAGAGGCGGCUUCCUCGGGGAGGACCAGGGGGACGCGGCCGAGGAGGGGCAGCUGUUCCCCAGCGUGCACUGUGCCGUGCAGGCGGCCCGAGCCCGCUGCCAGGAGCUGGUGGCCACCAACUCCACCCUCUAACAGAGCCGGCACCUGCCGCCAGCCUCCACUCCCACCAUCCAUCACUGCAAUCUUGCUGUCGCCUGGUGCCUCCAAUCUAGAGGACCCAGGGAACCCCAAAUGGGAUGGAGGGUGGCAGUGAACACACACAAGGACCCAGACACUUGAGAACCCUCAACUGCACCUUUGAGACAAAUGCUGCCUCGGUGCCAACCUGGGCCCAGUGCUGUGCAUCUGUGGUCCGUGGAGCCGGUCUGACACUCGGUGUCCUGUCUUACUUGAACAAGGACCCUGAGGCAGUCAUGUGGUCUCCAAGAUGCCAAAAGGACGUUGGUCCCUUGGCCCGCUAGCGCCCCCCCACCCCAGGUGACAGCUGGCAGCUCUGGUCAGGGGUGUGAUGAGAGUCUCUGUGUCUAGGAAACCCCGCAAUGCACACACCCAAGUGUUUCUUACACCCUGUGCCUCAGCCCCCACUGGGGCUGGCAGGGCCAAAGGCAGAUGUGACCAACACGCCCUCAGCCCGGCCCCUGGCGUGGCAUCCCUGCACAGUCUGAGCACAGAGCGAGGGUGCCCACUCCCCGUUGCAGGGUCCAGCUGUGCCCGAUCCAGGGGCUGCCCCAGCACCCACAGCGCCUGUGCCACCAGGAGGGUGCCCUCAAUUCUCCCCUGCCCCCAGGAUGCUUGGCCGAGAAGCACAGGGGCAAUGGCUUCUUGGAGCAGGAGUCCCCCACCCCGUGACCCCGCCACGGCCCGGUACUGCACUGUCCUCCACACCCAGACGCCACCUCCUCUUAGUCUCCGUCUGCAUCUCCAUACACUGGGCUCUGCCCAGCUCCCCCCAGGCUGCCCAUCCCCUCCAUCACCCACCUGGCCGUGAUGAGGUCCAGCAGCCAGUGGGUCCGAACCUGUUCGAUGCCACCAUGAGGGACGGCACCCACGUAGGCCAGGUUGAGCUGCUGGUCCCAGCUGAGGUCAUACCGGUCAGCCUGGCUGUGCGGCAGUGGGGGACUGGGCACAAAACAAGGGGGAGCGGAGGCGUUAGUCUCCUUGAGUGGGGCUAGCGGAGGGGCCUCAGCACAGGCCCCGCACCUACAAACUCAGGGCAAGGACCGGGGCGUGUCUGCUGGUGAAUUUUACUGUCCCUGAUGUAAUAAACUGCCCCCUAGU
This is a messenger RNA of Eubalaena glacialis (North Atlantic right whale), 3532 nucleotides long. RefSeq names its product solute carrier family 26 member 1 (gene SLC26A1). Gene Ontology annotation, cellular component: membrane. Gene Ontology annotation, biological process: transmembrane transport. Bases 266 to 2386 code for a protein of 706 amino acids. The transcript is spliced from 3 exons. The record is from RefSeq and is a predicted model, not a curated record. Gene Ontology annotation, molecular function: oxalate transmembrane transporter activity; bicarbonate transmembrane transporter activity; secondary active sulfate transmembrane transporter activity. Lineage: Eukaryota; Metazoa; Chordata; Mammalia; Artiodactyla; Balaenidae.